AUGCGCUCCGUCCCCCCCUUAAAGGGCCAGCGCGUCCCCGCCGGGGCCUCCGCCUCCCGCAGCCAUUCUUCACCCCCAAGUCAUCACCCGGACGCCGGGAGGUGUGCCCCGCGCGGUCUCUCCGGCGGCGGCGGCGGCGGCUGCGGCGCUGACCGGCCAGGGCUGGGCGGGCGUGCGUGCCCUGGCGGGGACCUGGGGCCGAGGGAAAACAGCGCUCUCCUCGAGCAGAAGGAGCAGCAGGAGAGGCUGCGGGAGGCCGCGGCCUUGGGGGACAUUCGGGGACUGGUGGAGAGCGGGGUGGAUGUGAACUCCCGAAAUGAGGUCAACGGCUUGACCUGUUUACAUUGGGCGUGUAAACACAGUCAUGGUCAGGUGGUCUCUUACUUACUGAAAUCAGGAGCUGACAAAGAGAUUCUUACCACAAAGGGAGAAAUGCCCGUCCAGCUAACAUCAAGAAGAGAAAUUAGGAAGAUUAUGGGAGUGGAAGAUGAUGAUGGUGACAGCGACGACCACCCCCAGCUGAAGAAGGAGUCAGAACUGCCCUUCGUUCCCAACUAUCUGGCCAGCCCAGCCUUCCCUUUUAUCUGUACACCUGCAUCAGAGGAUUCAGCCCAGCUACAGAAUGGGCCCUCCGCGCCUCCUGCAUCACCCCCUGCAGGUGGCUCGCCUCCGUUGCCCCCUGGAGAACUGCCGCUGCUUGGGCCCUUUCCGCCGGACCACACCUCGUUGGCACUGGUUCAGAACGGGGAUGUGUCUGCCCCCUCUGCCAUACUUAGAACACCAGAAAGCACAAAACCGGGUCCUGUUUGUCAGCCACCAGUGAGUCAGACUCUAUCCCUGUUCUGUACUGUCCCAUCCAAGCCACCAAUGUCUCUGGAACCUCAAAAUGGGACAUAUGCAGGACCAGCGCCAGCAUUCCAGCCAUUUUUCUUCACUGGAACAUUUCCAUUUAAUAUGCAAGAGCUGGUACUCAAGGUGAAGAUUCAGAACCCAUCUCUUAGAGAAAAUGAUUUCAUUGAAAUUGAACUGGACCGACAGGAGCUCACCUACCAAAAGCCGCUCAGAGUGAGUUGCUGUGAGCUGGGUGUUAAUCCUGGUCAAGUGGAGAAGAUCAGAAAGCUACCCAAUACUCUGGUAAGAAAGGACAGAGAUGUUGCUCGACUCCAAGAUUUUCAAGAGCUGAAACUGGUUUUAAUGAUAAGUGAAAAUUUUCUGUUCAGAAAUGCUGCAUCCAGACUGACUGAAAGGCCUUGCUACAAUAGGAGAGCUUCAACACUGACUUACUAAUGCAGCAGGAACUUUUAUUACUGAGUAUUGUGACAGUGGGCCAAGGACAAGCCACUGAUCUAAUGCCUUGGAUGCCCAAGGACGGCCCCUGAUGCCACUUCGUAGUAUACACUAACAUCGUUCUGCCAAGGUAGGAAGCCCCUGACCCCCAAGCAGCGGUGCCACUCUUCCAAGCCUCUUGGUGCACA
This is a messenger RNA of Odocoileus virginianus texanus, 1475 nucleotides long. NCBI's taxonomy places the organism in Eukaryota, Metazoa, Chordata, Mammalia, Artiodactyla, Cervidae. The record is from RefSeq and is a predicted model, not a curated record.